GCGGGGAUGUACGAACUUCCGGUUGUCCCGGCAGGCUGCCGCCUAAGCCGCCGCCUAAGCCGCCAGGCGCAGUCUCAGCCACCGGCUCUCCGCCAGAGAGUCGGCUCUGCGGUUCUGGCGCGCCCAUGGUCGGCGCUGCGGACCGGGAGGCCGGCCCGGCGGCUGCGGCGUGCUGAGAGGCCGGCGUGGAGACCAUGCCGACCCCGCGCGGCUGCUCCGGGCCUUGCCACUUCCUGGCUCUGGCCUUCGUGUUGCUGUUGCUGCCCGCGCUAAGCGGGUCCGGGGCGGUACCGUCGAUGGCGGUCAGGGAGGUGCAGAAGUCCAAGCCUCCCAAGCCCGGGCCGCACACGCUGUCGCCGCUUCCUCCGGGCCCCACCGCGGCCCAGCCUCGGGGCCAAGCUCAGGCUGAUGCCGCCGAGCUGCCAGGCUCGGAGAGCCGCAAUGGCAGCAUCCCCGGGGCGGGGUCUGAGGCGGACGGCCUUGAAGGGAAGGCCGGAGAAGGUUCCCAGGGUGGCAGCCUGGCCGUGAGUCCCAGUCCUGGCGACAAACCCAUGACCCAGCGGGCCCUGACAGUGUUGGUGGUGGUGAGCGCCGCGGUGCUGGUGUACUUCGUGGUCAGGACCGUCAGGAUGAGAAGAAGAAACCGAAAAACUAGGAGAUACGGUGUUUUGGAUACUAACAUAGAGAACAUGGAAUUGACACCUUUAGAACAAGACGAUGAGGAUGAUGACAACACAUUGUUUGAUGCCAAUCAUCCUAGAAGAUGAGUAUGUGCCUUUCAUGAGAAGAUUUCCAUAUUUCUACUGAAGAACAGAGUUUCUAUGUCUAAGGAAUAAGAAGCCACUCUAUCAAGGGGAGGGGAAUUUAAGUUACAUACAUUAUGUCAACCUUUAAUUUGUUGAUACUCAAUCCAUAGUGCAUCAUUUGGUUACAACUUUGUAUAAUUGGAACUGCUGUAUUUAUUAGUGCGCUCUGUGUUAUUAGGGACAAACUGUACUGUGCUGGAUUUUCUGUUUGAAAAUUAUUUUAAGACUGUUUUCUGCAGAGCUUUUGUCCCUGUCUUUUACCAUAUUAUUGUAACUUGGCUUUCUUUAUUAGUCCAUUGUCGUUGCUUUCGUUUUGUCAGUGUCAUAAUGUAAAGAACUAUAAGCCACAGCUAACUGCUAUGAGUAAAUACAAUUCUACUAAACUUUUUCCCAUUUUUAUGGGGAAAAAGCCAAAUCUACUGUUAUUUUUGAGUUUGUAAAUAGUAAUAAUUGUCUGUGCUAAAGUAUGAAAAAGAAUAAAUAUGAUUUAAAAUUAUUUAAGUGGUACAGAUAGAAUGUGUUUAUAAAAUAAACACUGCAUAAUUAUAUAUUAACAUGUGUUUUAUAUUAUCUUUAUAUUCUGAGUCCAAAACAUAUGUUUCCUUAACUAUAGUGUCUCGGUGGAUCUCUGUGAGUUUGAGGUCAAGGAUGAAUCAGACAAAGGUUGAAUAUCUUGCUAGAGAUUAGAUAUUUUUGAAAAUCUAUGAACUUCAAAUACAUUUGUAGUAUAAUGAGAGAGAGUUAAUAUAAAAUGUAUGGUUAUAAGUCUGAGUCUUGUCAGAGAUCAAGAGAUUGAAAAUUUUCAUCUGUAGACUUCGAAGUCAGGAUUUUAUCUAGAGACUAGCAUUAUCUUGCAACAAAUCCAUUCCCACCCAGGUCUGAUUUUAACACAUUUUAAAAUUUAGAAGAAAACUUAGAGAAAAAGCAUGAGUCAUAAAACUCCAUUGCUUGUUAACAUCAGUGAGGUCAUUAAAAUGUGUGACGAAAUGGAAUGAUCCCGAGUCACAGUAGUUUAUAAGGAUGUUGUUAUUUAUUAACAUCAACUUUAUGAUGUCUACUUUUACUGUGUUUGACAUUUUCUCUGUAUUAAGCUGGUUUAAAAAAAUCUACCUCAAAAGCUAAACUCGGCUAUUUUAUAGACUUCUGCUUCAUGAUGAUGAAUUAAUUUGUUACUGACUAAAGCCAACCUUGAGGCUACUCUCAUUCAACAAGGCCACAAUAAAAUCUCCUCUAAGAACGAGAAAAAGAUAAAAAGAAAAAUGGUUGUAUAUUUAAAUAUAACUCAGGCCUGUUAUUUCAAAUAAAACUCAAAGCUUCACAUACUAAAACAGCGUUCUUGUUGCCACAUUCUCUCCUUAUAUUGAGAAGCUCUGCUGGCUGUCCACCGAGGUCAUGUGGCACCAUCAUUCUCUGGCUGGGGUUGUGCUCAUCUUAGUUUCACCUUGACUGAGACUCCAAAGCAGCUUACUCAUAUGCAGACAGUUGAUGGAGAGGUCAGUUAUAGUGCUUAACAUGAAUUUAGCAACUGGAUUCUGAAAAUCAUCCUAAGGUAAAUGUGAAAAACAGCCACCUAUCUUAGGAUUUCAUUUCAGGUGUGUGUGAAUAUCGGCUCUGACACAUUCUAUUCAUUAAGCCUGUCACUAAGAUUAAUUUAGAACCAAGGGAAAGAAACUACAAUCUACAUGAUUGAAGUGGAAAUUUCUGUAUUCUUUUAACAGCUCAGUUGAAUCAUGUGAUGUUUUUCUGGAAACUGUCUUGUGAGAGCAUGUGAUAAAAGCAAACACUUGAGAGAGAACAUGAUGUUUAGAAAGAACAUAAUGGAACCCCACAAACAGUGAGAGGAUUCUCUUGCAUUGCUACACCAUGCAACACUUUGCUGGUCUUUGCUGGUUUUCCUUGGUCUUCACUUCCUAGAAAUAGACCAAAGAACUUCUCAUGACAGUGGUUGUCAUGAUGGAGGCAAGAAACCAUGGAACUAGAACAACGUAAUAUAGCAAGGAGGAUAAAUGUUGCUAGAGACCAACUGCUUGGUGAAGGGCCGUUAUACUAGCCUAUGAGAACAAAUCACUCAGAUGAGGUCAUAAUUAAACAUUACCAUGUUGUAAUUUUAAUACCUUGGGAUAGGAUUGAGGAGCUGCAGGAGAGCCAUAUCAGACUCUGAAACCAGAGAGUCAUUGAUAGAGAUUUAGGCAUUUGAAAAUGCAAAUAGUGAAAGUAAGAGAGCAAUCAGACUACUGCAAGCAUGAGGAACCCUGAUAGAUAAAUGAAAAAAGAGAGUUGACUUGUAUUGGUUUCAGAAGUCUCAUGCCAAUAUGAUAGGGGAAGCCAUAGCUAGAAGUCUCAGGAAUCAAAAUGUUUGAUGCUAGCCAGGGCUAUACAGAGAAACAAUGUGGUACUCAAAUUAAUAUCCCUACAUUUCUAGGAGAGAGCAAAUAAGGAAACUAGAGAUGAUACGGUAGAUGCUCCUGGGGAAGGUAUUGAUAACAGGUGAUUGAGAACAGUCAUAAACUGUGCCCAUUGUUGAAACACAGGACAUCACAGGGAUUGAGUUUUCAAAUGUAUAAAAGGGACCACUGCUGACAUGCCAACAGUCUUGUAGUUAUCAAACAGACCUUGUGUGGCAAGAGCAGUAGCCCAUAACAAAAGAAAAAUUGUAGAUACUUGAACAACUGGUACAAGAGCAGCUGGACUCACAACAUAUAGAAGGGUCUACCAGCCCAUGGAAAAUCCCCCUGUUGUAAAAAAAAAUAAUGAGGAAAAUGGAGGAUGAUAUCUGAUUUAAGAGUAAUGAAUAAAGUAAUUAAACCAA
Messenger RNA from Mus caroli (Ryukyu mouse), 3615 nucleotides. RefSeq names its product family with sequence similarity 174 member A (gene Fam174a). The record is from RefSeq and is a predicted model, not a curated record. NCBI's taxonomy places the organism in Eukaryota, Metazoa, Chordata, Mammalia, Rodentia, Muridae.